AUGCUCAACUCCACAAACGCCUGCGGGGGCGAAGUGUAUGCCCCCAUUCGUCCUCAGCUCAAGACCGCGCACGUGCAGAGCAUGGAGCAAUACGAGGCCAUGUACACGCGUUCGAUCGAAGACCCUGAGCAGUUCUGGGGGGAGCUCGCUCGAGCGAACUUGGACUGGUUUCGAGACUUUGAUCAGACCGUCACGGGCGCGAUCGGCAAGGGCGACAUGGCUUGGUUUCUCAACGGUCAGACGAACGUGAGUGUCAACUGCAUUGACCGCCACGUCAAGACACACGCAGACAAGGUGGCGAUUAUCUGGGAAGCCGAUGAGGUUGGCCAGGGCCGCAAGAUCACGUACGCUGAGCUACUGGAAGAGACGUGCCGGGUCGCCAAUGCCAUGAAACAUGCAGGGGUCAAGAAGGGCGACACGGUCGCUAUCUACAUGCCCAUGAUCCCUGAAAUUGCCUUUGUCAUGCUGGCUUGCACUCGUAUCGGAGCUGUGCACAGUGUCGUGUUUGCCGGCUUCUCGGCCGAAGCUCUGCGCGACCGCCUCAUUGAUGCUUCCACCCAAUGGGUCUUCACUUCCGACGAGGGCAAGCGUGGCGGCCGCACGCUACCUCUCAAGCAGAUUGUUGAUGUUGCAGUGGAUGGUCUCGAGUUUGUUCGCAACGUGUUUGUCUUCAAACGCACGCGGAAUCCAGAAGUGAAGAUGAACGCAAGGAUUGACAUUGACAUGGACAACGAGAUGCAGCGUCAUCGUCCGUAUUGUCCUGCCGAGUGUAUGGACUCAGAGGACCUGAUGUUCAUCCUGUACACAUCGGGGUCAACAGGUUCUCCCAAAGGUAUUGCUCACACGACGGCAGGGUACUUGCUCUAUGCAAUGAUCACUUGUAAAUACACCUUUGACCUACAGCCAGACGAUGUGCACGCGUGUGUCGCGGACGCGGGCUGGAUCACGGGCCACAGCUAUAUCAUCUACGGUCCCCUUGCCAAUGGCGUGACGACUGUGAUGUUCGAGAGCACGCCAAUGUACCCGGAUCACGGUCGGUAUUGGGACCUGAUUCAGCGCCACAAGGUGACCAAGUUCUACACUGCUCCGACGGCCAUCCGUGCGUUAAUGGCCCGCGGCAAUGACAAGAUUGCGAACUAUGAUCUGUCUAGCCUGAAGGUCCUGGGCAGUGUUGGCGAGCCAAUCAACCCAGAGGCGUGGAAAUGGUAUUACGAAGUUGUCGGUAAUCGCCAAUGCUACAUCACCGACACGUACUGGCAAACGGAGACUGGAGGGCACAUUGGUGUGGGCCUUCCAGGUGCCACUCCCAUGAAGCCAGGUUCGUGCGCGAAGCCGUUCUUCGGUAUUGAUUUCGUGAUUACUGAUGAGCACGGCAACGAGAUUAAGGGAAACAACGUCGAAGGUCAGCUUUGCAUCCGCAAACCCUGGCCAGGCUUAGCCCGUACUGUGUAUGGCAACCACCACCGCUAUUUGCAGGUGUACAUGUCGACUCACAAGGGUCUGUACUUCACUGGCGAUGGCUGUCGCCGCGACAAGGACGGCUACUACUUUAUCACGGGCCGUAUCGACGAUGUGCUGUGCACGUCUGGUCACCGCAUUGGCACGGCGGAAAUCGAAAGUACGCUGACGGCACACAACGUUGUUGCAGAGGCAGCAGUGAUCGGGAUCCCGCACGGCAUCAAGGGCGAGGGCAUCUGCUGUUUUGUGGCGCUAGUGGACAGUAUGGAACCGUCGAAGGACGUGGAAAAAGAGCUUGUACAACAAGUUCGUGCGCACAUUGGAGCUUUUGCAGCUCCUGAUCUGGUUGUGCUGGUGCCAGGCUUGCCGAAGACGCGAAGUGGCAAGAUCAUGCGCCGCGUGCUGCGCAAAAUCGCUCAUGGUGAGGAGGACUCGCUUGGCGACGUAUCCACUUUGGCGGACCCGUCGGUCGUGCCGAUCUUGAUUACAAACACAAAAGUAGCGCUCGUUGGAAAAUCAUUUUAA
Messenger RNA from Hyaloperonospora brassicae, 1983 nucleotides. Lineage: Eukaryota; Oomycota; Peronosporomycetes; Peronosporales; Peronosporaceae. The record is from the annotation of a GenBank genome assembly.